Messenger RNA from Polistes canadensis, 1015 nucleotides. RefSeq lists its product as uncharacterized. Gene Ontology annotation, biological process: protein secretion; vesicle-mediated transport. The coding region runs from base 228 to 845 and encodes 205 amino acids. NCBI's taxonomy places the organism in Eukaryota, Metazoa, Arthropoda, Insecta, Hymenoptera, Vespidae. Gene Ontology annotation, cellular component: Golgi membrane. The record is from RefSeq and is a predicted model, not a curated record. The transcript has 5 exons.
CGUCUGCUUCGGUAGGUGCAUGAGAGAAAAUCCUGCGUUUGUAGUGUAUCUUUAUACUAAUACUGCUAACGUGCUUCGAUCGUAGUAUCUAAUUAUAUAUUUAUGCUUAGAACGAGAUAUAAAAAAACCGAGACGUUUUUUAUCGAGGAAGCCGAAAUAUCUCGUUAGACUAGCUCGUUGGAAGAACUUUACUGACAUAUCCAUAAAGAAUUACCGUACCUUUACUGAUGGAUGACGAUACCAUAGCCUUCGGAGAGGAGGAUGAAGUUGUUCAAAGCGACAAACUCAAGCAUCCCUACGUUACCAUAUUCCAUCUGGCAUUUAGAAUAUCAGCUAUAGUAGUUUAUAUGAUGUGUCAAUUAUUUUCCAAUAGUUUUAUUGCUAGCUUUGUCGUUGUUGUACUUCUCUUGUCAAUGGAUUUUUGGACAGUUAAAAAUAUAACCGGAAGAUUGAUGGUGGGACUUAGAUGGUGGAAUUAUAUAGACGACAAUGGGAAGAGCAACUGGGUAUUUGAAUCUAAAAAGGGUCCCCAACAGAAUCGUAUUAAUGUGGCAGAGGCACGUAUCUUUUGGUUGGCAUUAAUAUUGUGUCCACUUUUGUGGUCUAUAUUAUUUAUCACUGCCUUGUUUCGUUUAAACUUUCAAUGGCUUUUACUCGUAUGUAUUGCUAUCAUUUUAAAUGGGGCCAAUCUUUAUGGAUAUGUGAAAUGUAAAAUGGGAGGUGAUCAGUAUAUUUCAACGGCUACCAGUGAUUUCUUUAGGAAACAAAUUAUACAAAACGUUGCGUCGAUGAUGACGAGGAGCCCAGCAACAAAUAAUCCAAAUCAACAAACUAAUGUAAUAUAAAAAAACCGUCUUUUGUAAGUAUAAUGAUGUGUAUGAAAAAAUUAAUAAUAAUGUUGUAAAUGUCUAUUGGGUGAAUGAUGAUAUGCUUGUAAAUAAUGAUAUUAGUUAUUAAAGUAUAAGUACUCUGUAAUAAAAUUAUUAUUUGAAAAUGUGUGCUUAAAAAAAAAAAA